AUGCAAGUGAGUACCCGCCAAAACGUGCCCGUCUGCCUAACGGAAGAGGGCGAGUUUCCACCACUAACAAAUACCGAACACAGAAUUCGCCGAAUAAAGUGUGAUGAACAAAAGCCCGCUUGUUACAAAUGUGUCUCUACUGGAAGGAAAUGCAGUGGUUAUGGAGAGCCCGGGGAUCAUACCACUCAAGCCGCUGUUGAUGCCCAAAAUCGGUUCCACAUCGUUCAGCAUGUGCCCGGUAUUUCACAACCAACUCGCAUGUGGCAGGUUCCACAAUCUACAGAUCUACUCUUGGAGUCUGAAUACCGAUCUCUUGAAUUUUUCCAAAUCAAUACUACGCUCUGCUUUGGCUCUGGUAUUGGCACAUUUCUUCUCCAGGCUGUCCACCAUGAACCGAUCCUCAAAUCGAUUGCGAUCGCACUUGGAUCUUUACAUCGGUCCUUCACUCAUAAACAAAGUCUCACAUCUAACAAUCAUGAAGAAACUCGAUUUACCCUCCUGCACUACAAUAAAGCCAUUCGAGACCUAGUUGCCAUCAACCCGAAAACCAGUUAUAGAGGGAACGACACGUUUCUUAUCGCCUGCAUACUCUUUUACUGCUUCGACUGUCUCCAGGGAAACUUUAAGUCUGCUUUCCAACAUGCCAUAUCUGGACUCAAGAUCAUCAAGCAUGAACAGCUAAUAGCGAACGGCUCUGGCAUUGGAACAUAUAUGGCUGUUGAAAGAAUUACCCUUCUUUUCUCAAUUUUGGAAAAUCAAGUCUUGGAGAUUGAGAAUGAAGGAAUUCUCACAUCCGAGUUGCGACCAACAGCUUCUUCAUUUUUGCACCCCUCCAAAAGUCCAUCCGCCUUCUCGAAUGAUAUUGAAGCCAUGUUCAUUUCUUUCCAAUUUUUAUAUAAUCGCUUCAUGCGCUUUUUGGCCAUCUGUGUCUCGCUAGGGGAGCCACUAAAUGAACAAUCGCCCGAGUUCCUUGAAAGUAUUCAGUGCAUCACUGCUGAAUAUGCUCGGGUCCGGACAAAUAUAGAAACUUGGAUAUAUACCUUCGAGAAUUGGCUUGAACAGCCCUCAUCGCGCGGGAACGAUAGUGCUUCUGUUCAGAUUCUCAAAGUCUGGAGAUUGAUAAUUGGAAUUUUUCUCCAACUACCCCUUCCGCCCUCGGAGGUUGAUUGGGAUCACUUUACAGAUGAUUUUUCUGCAGUCAAUCGCCUCGUUGCAAAUUUCAUUGACGCCCCUUCGAAAAGUACCUUGUCGCGUCAUUCUUCACCGAAUACCCCUACACCAAGCACAAACCAGGCGGGUAGUAUUCCAAGAAUAUCCUCGCUUCCUACUCUGCUUCCAAAACCCUCAAAAUCAGAGACUUCCAUGUUUUCAUUGUCUCUAGGUGUUGUCACUCCUCUCUAUCUCUGCGCCACACGCUGCCGAGAGUCCUCUGUUCGCCAUCAUUCUAUUGGAUUGAUGUCAUACUGUCAGCGUCGAGAAGGACUGUGGGAUUCUGAUUUAGCAGCGCGUAUUGCGAAGCGAAUUGUGACAAUUGAAGAGGAAGCAGCUCAAAUCCUACCAGGGUCCGACUAUGCACCUGCUAAUAUUGGGCCAUCCUGUCGAGUUAGAUCCUUGUCUCCAGCCUUCGAACACUCAGGCCAGGUUAAGAUAAGGUAUAAUAGAGAAGGAUAUCCCCCUUAUAUGACAGAAGAGAUAUUUACAUGGUAA
Penicillium waksmanii is the source of this 1707-nucleotide messenger RNA. Its product is annotated as Zn(II)2Cys6 transcription factor domain-containing protein. Gene Ontology annotation, molecular function: zinc ion binding; DNA-binding transcription factor activity, RNA polymerase II-specific. The transcript has a single exon. NCBI's taxonomy places the organism in Eukaryota, Fungi, Ascomycota, Eurotiomycetes, Eurotiales, Aspergillaceae. The coding region runs from base 1 to 1707 and encodes 568 amino acids. Gene Ontology annotation, biological process: regulation of DNA-templated transcription. The record is from RefSeq and is a predicted model, not a curated record.